AUGGCGACCAACCGCUACAGAAUGCGAGCAUACGGCCGAAACCAAUACUGCGAGAGGCAGGUCAUGGACCGACUUGCAGCAAACUACGACACCGACAAGCACUACCAUCGCGAGCCCUUCGCACACACAGGCGAAUGGUUCAUGACCGACGCGCGAGUCGAGCGCUGGCGCGACACUAACGGCCCCGCCAUCCUCUGGCUAACCGGCAGUGCAGGCUACGGCAAAUCCAUUCUUACGCAGACACUAGCGGAGCAAAGCAACCAAAUUUGGUGGCGUAAUGCUGCGAAGACCACUCCGCACACGACCGUGUGCUACUACUACUUCCGCGCGGGCUAUCCGCGGCGCGAGAUGGCUGCCCCGGCGCUGUGUGCACUGCUGCACCAGCUGUUCGCCACGACGCCGGCGCCGAAUUUGGUUGGGCGUGCGAUCGAAUCUCGUACCGCUCGGUCUUCGGGGAGCGACGAGCUGGGGUUUGAAGAGAUGGGGCAGGUCUUUGAGAGCUGUAUGCGCGACUCCAGGACGGGGGAGUUGGUUGUGUUGCUGGAUGCACUUGAUGAAUGUGAUCACACUGAGCGGAGGACUCUACUCGCGUAUUUUGGGUCUCUUUUCGCUGCUUUGGCGAGACCCCCGGCCCGCGAGUCUCAGUGCACGCUGAAGUUGUUUCUGACGAGUCGCCCGUUACAUGGCGAGCUUCGGCGGGACUUUGACAUGCUCCGGGGGCAGGUAGGUGUAGGUGCGAUGGAGGUGAUUGAUGCUGAUGAGAUGCUUGCCCUGAUCCGACCUGAGAUGAAUCCCACCAUCGAGUCCGCUGUCAAGACGUUCCCCGAGGAGCAGCGUCUGCGAAUAUGGAGGGUCAUCAGGGAAAAUGAGUCUAGAAGCUGGCUGUGGCUGCGGAUGGUGGUAGGGAUGGUCCUGAAGGCUCACGCUGGCAAAGCAGAGGAAGAUGAGCAGUCCAUGUAUCCGAGCGUGGACGCCUUGCUGGAAGACCUGCCGAGAGACGUCGAGACUUUGUAUUCCAGGGCACUGGACAUCGCAAGUCUCAACUAUGGCGAAAGUCUGGUCGAACAGCUCUUACAUAUCAUUCUGGCUGCAAGACGGCCUCUUGGGAUAAAGGAGGUGCUGGUGGCCCUGGCAUGUGCCAGUAUGGAUCCCAUCAAGGCUGUUUCAGCCUCGGAGAAAUACACCUACGACGAAUUGGCCAAGCAACAACCAGAGUUGGCCAGUUUGAUCAAGGAGCUCGACAAGGUCGUGUUCCGGGUGUACGUUGGAACCGUGGAUUUCGUCCACUCAUCGGCACGAGACUUCCUGGUCAUGAAAAAUGAAAGUCUAAAACCAUUUUCAGAUUCACCAUCCCCGCAAGAGCCAUGGAAAGGCCGAUUAAACAUAGCAGAGGCACACGCCAUGGCCACACGCGCAUGUCUGUCGUUUCUUCUGACCACGUAUACUCCCCGGACCACAACAGAGCACCAGGACAACAAUCGGCAGAUGAAACAAAAAGAAAAGGAGUCUCCAUUCUUGCGGUAUUCGGCCGAGCACUGGUCCCGCCACUUCCGGUCGCAGACCGAAUCUGCCAUCAAGGCGACUAUCACGCCGGCCUGGGCGCUGUGCAACGGUAAUGGGCCCGAAAAGAACAACUGGCUGCGGCUCUAUGGCAGGAAAGGGCUCUGGGUAAGUCCGGGGCUGGGCGUGGCGGUCUACCUGGGCAUCACCCCGGUGGUCCGAGCGGUGCUGGAGGAGUUUCCAGAAAGGACAGCCAACGUGGACACUCACGGCGAAAAUGACAUGAUCGGUAACGGGUCCACCCGGCGGCACUGUCGCUGCAUGCUAUAUCAGGCGAUCAAAAAUAGAGACAGUGCAGUGGCGCGGAUGCUCUUCGACAAGGGCUGGAAGUUGCGCCCGAACUGUGAAUGCAACAGGUCGCUGUCGACGAGUGCCGAGAUGGGCCACGCCGACCUGGUGCAGAUCAUCCUCGAUCAAGGCACGGCAGUGAAAGGGCCCAGCGAGUCCGAAUAUAGUCCCCUGAUACAAGCCUGCAGGAGAGGCCACCAAGACAUUGUGCGCAUCCUCCUGGCCCGCGGCGCAAAUGUCAACUUCGCACCCGAGCCAGGCAUCCAUACGUGCUACAGCCCGCUGGAGGUCGCGACCACUGGAGGCCACCUGGAGAUUGUGCGAAUGCUGCUGGACCACGGGGUGUGGUUUCGACUGUAUGGGAUCCGCGCUCUCUGGGAUGCAUGUCGCCUAGGCCAUCUGGAGAUUGCCCGUCUUUUGCUGGAAAAGGGCCUAACGCCCAAUGUGAGAUGGAAUGCCGGGUCUGGCAGUGGGCUCAAUAUGGCGGUGCAGGGUGGACACACAGAGAUCGUCAGCUUGAUGCUGGAUCACGGUGCCAAGGUUUUCAAGAAUGAUAUCGAAAUAGCUGUUCGAAACGGCUUCGAGGAGAUUGCGUACAUGCUCCUGGAUCCGUUUAUCGCCCUGUUAUUGUGUUAA
Penicillium alfredii is the source of this 2484-nucleotide messenger RNA. RefSeq names its product ankyrin repeat domain-containing protein. Gene Ontology annotation, molecular function: protein binding. The coding region runs from base 1 to 2484 and encodes 827 amino acids. The transcript has a single exon. The record is from RefSeq and is a predicted model, not a curated record. Lineage: Eukaryota; Fungi; Ascomycota; Eurotiomycetes; Eurotiales; Aspergillaceae.